GUUUUUACGUUCUCAGUUCACCAUACCCUCUCCCUCUCUCUCUCCCUCCCCCCGGUCUAUGGCGACACGCAAAAUUCGAUUCACAAUUUCCUGAAUCAAACAAAACCCAUUUUUCUAUACCCUUUUUCAGCUAAACCCUAUACACGGAAAUGGAUGAAAAGAUCGACAAACAAGGAUGGAAGCAUCAAAUCGCUUGCAGAACACGUUUCAAGGACUUGUAUAAAGCAAUAGAUUUGCCACGCAUGAUUCUUCAGAUUGUUGCUGCUACAGAUGGAGAUGCUAUUAUUGUUAGUGUGAGGCAUCCCAGAGCCACAAUAGGAAGGUUCAGUUUCGGGAUGAACAUACAUUUACUUGUUGGAUUCUUUUUCUUUGCUUCAGAGAUAUUUUACAUUUUGAUCCUCAAUGAGCACUUGGACCCAGAGAAUAGGACAUUACUGAUUCUCUUUCUCAUUUCUGGGUACAUGAUGUAUUUUCUUAUGCUUGAGUUGUCCCUUAGAAUUCCCAGGAGACUGCCACAACAUGAACGGAGACGGGCACAUCUAAUUGGAUGGCUUCAGGAAGGCCUGAUGAUUCUUGUACUUGUUCCCAUUGUGUGUUGGAUGCUUCAGGAACCAGUGGUAACAUUGAUGCCUACUCCUACAUAAUUAUGGUAAACUUUUUGCUAGGUUAUUUUCCUUUAUUUAAUAAAAGACUUUUAGUCUCAUAGACUGUUCAAGCUUGCAUUAUGAUAUAGUUUGUACUAUUAUGCAUGCCCCCAAGUUUCUUCAUCUAAAUGAUUACUCUUUUGCCUUCACAUUGGAUGUAAAUAUGAAGUUUUUAAUUUAAUACCUCCCUCAAGACUGAUUUUGUAAUUGUCUGUACCUUAGUAUUCUCAAGAUCUAAAAAGAAGCUAAAAAUUGUGUCCAAAUUCGAGCUAUUUUUUAUUUUUUCUCCUAACAUGUUCAUCCUUGCAUCUAAAAAUGUUCAUCGUAGGUAGUUCAAUAUGAUGUCCAUCAAUUUCUGAGUUACAGGGUUAUUGAGAUUGCAAAAAUUAGAGACAAAGUGCUUUUGUUCAAGGUAAUCCAAGUUUCGACUUUGGAGUAUUGGUUUCACUAGCAAUUAAUAUGAGUUGGUCAUUAAAUGUAUAGAAGAGGUGUAUAUUUUUUCUUUAUUGGUCAGUAGCAGGACAACUGUGAAUUCUUAUCAAAUGCGGUCCAGAGCUUUGAGAAAGUGAAGGAUCUGCUCAAUGGUGGUACCCUUCAUAACUGUGAUAUACUAUAUUUGCUGUUAUUCUGUCCAGUUACGGUCUUUCUGUGGUAUUUCUCAAUAAGGAUUCCGUUGUCCUUGGAUGAAUCAAAAUCAUGUAAUUAUGUUUUCAAACUGAAUCAAUAACUUACUAUUAAGGGAGUGUUCUCAACAUAGUUCCUAUCAGAAAGGGAAAAUUCCACAUCUUAGAGAGCAGUUUCUAUUAACAAAUUCCUUGUUUUUCUGAUUAUAUAUGCAUAUGCAUAUGCAUGUGCAUGUUUCUGUAUAUUACGUAUGAAUGUACAAUAAUUUGAUUUGCUAGAUGCCACUGCUUUCUCAGCCUCGAAACUCUACUGGGAUUCCUUCUCUUCCUUAGGUAAUUGCCUGCAGAAAAAUGAUACACUAGGCAAUGAUGUUUGACAUUAUACCUGUCAUGUAAGGAAGCUAUGGCAUUGAAUGCAAAUGAUAAAACCAAUGGCGUGCUCCUGUAUGGCAGUUUGGCAUGCGCCUUCGUACAAAGUGGCAGCAACUUUUGCAUUGUAAUAGUUCUGUUAUCAGUUUGGCAAAUGAGGCUAAACAAAUAGAAAAAGAACGAGAGAAUGAUUGAAGGAAAAGGAGGCAUAUGUUUGCUAGUGUGUCAAUAAACUGUUCAUGAUCUUUUAAUUCAACGAAAAUUUUAAGGUUUUGUUCGUUGUUGAAAUUAGAUAGGGUGCUAUUUUUCAUUUUGGCUUCCCAUUUUAUUGGUUACUUAUGGUUUUAGCAACAGCUUGAGAUUCAGCCAUUUUUGCAGCAGUUUUGAGAUUCACCCAACAACUCUCCCAUCAUCAGCUCCACCUCACCUUUGCUGGAUUUUUAUUGUGUAGGUGAGUAGGAUUCGCAGAAAUCUUUAUAAAACCAAUGAGCUUUAGUUGGAUGAUACCUAACUCGACUGUAGGAUUGUGAAACCUUCUAUUCGAGUACAAGUU
Manihot esculenta (cassava) is the source of this 2189-nucleotide messenger RNA. RefSeq lists its product as uncharacterized. NCBI's taxonomy places the organism in Eukaryota, Viridiplantae, Streptophyta, Magnoliopsida, Malpighiales, Euphorbiaceae. Bases 150 to 644 code for a protein of 164 amino acids. The record is from RefSeq and is a predicted model, not a curated record. The transcript is spliced from 4 exons.